Messenger RNA from Neoarthrinium moseri, 2106 nucleotides. RefSeq lists its product as uncharacterized. Lineage: Eukaryota; Fungi; Ascomycota; Sordariomycetes; Amphisphaeriales; Apiosporaceae. Bases 1 to 2106 code for a protein of 701 amino acids. The record is from RefSeq and is a predicted model, not a curated record. The transcript has 7 exons.
AUGCAAGGUAGGGGGAGAAAAGACUUUGCCAACAGCCCCCCUGCCUAUGCGGUGAGCGACCGAGAGUCAUUUGCGGGACCAUCGCGGCUGAACUCGGGCUUCUCAACCUUCUCAUUGAGCGAGGCGCCACAACACCCGGAAGUCAACAGUUGCUUGGCCCACUUGAAGCUUCUAUUCACUUUCCACAAUCUCAAGGAAGACGUCGGGUAUACCGACGGGCUCUGGGGUCUUUGGGACUCUAGUUAUCCCGCUACUCCCACCAACCCAAACAAGGCUCUGGCGAUCAUCCGCGAGAAGAGGUGGGCUCUCUAUGUCGCAAGAGCUGUAGAUCGAUAUGAGGCAUGGUGGAACACACUCGGCGGCCAGUUUCUCACCGAGAGGGACAUGGAAAAGGACCGGACUCGGUAUCUGAAUUUUAUGGCCAACUGGGAACCUAUGAACUGGAGCGAAGAUGCCAUGCCACCACUUGAUGUGCUGCUAGUUCUGCACGCCCAUAUGUUGAACCCGAGACUAUUCCUCGAGGACUGCCUCCGGUAUGGGCACAGGGCGUUAUGGACAACGGGUCUACCAUUGCACAUCCUGGACAACAUGAUCGACCCAAGCUCUCAUUACGUUGCCUCGGAGAGCUGUAAGUCAAACUGGACCCAGAAAACGGGCCUGGAAUGGUAUAACACGAGCGAUCCGAUGGUGAAAACUAUCCGGUGCCCUGCCUGCUCAGCUGUCGUCGACAUCCCUUGGACAACUUGCAGCCAACAUGAGCGGCCCGAUGCCAAAUUCCCUCCUCCAAGGCCCAACAACCUUGUCGGCAAGGGUUUUGGCGAUGGUGACCUCAACCAUCCGUGUCCGAGAUGUGGGAUCAUCAUUGAUCACGAGCUCAACAGGUUAUCCAAGUUUAGGAAUGACGCCAAGGAUCUUGUUAACAAUGAUCAGCCUCUACCCGGCACAAUCCUAGAUUCGAAGACGGGGAUGCCCACAGAGGCAUCUCGGAGCGACUCCCCAAGACUUUUCCCCAAUAGGCUGCUGAGAAGAGGGGUGUUGGCGCAGGUUGUAGACCUGUUGAAGCCAGGAGAUGAGAGGCGUCCCAGCAUGAGUAUGGUCAAAGACAUUAUCGAGACAGCCAUCAAGGACCAAGCUCUACUCAAGAGAACAAAUGGCGGCAGAAAGCCAAACGCUGCCGCCAGGCAACAGAUCCGGAAGAUGAUGAGUCGGUAUUGGGAUAAUUCAUCCCCCUUUGCUUUGGAGCUGGUCGGGGCCGUCCUACGGCAGGGCAUAUUCACACAGAAGAUGUACAAGAUUGACUGGCUGCACAGCCCGGAAGCCUCGCAGUCGAUGGCUCGGCUCUUACGGAAGUACGGGCGGUUCUUCCAGAUCAUGGUCCAGAAUCCAGACCAGGUCGUUGUGCCGACGUUGGACGUAGACUUGGCGUGGCACACGCACCAGCUCAGCCCGCGGCACUACUACAACUACGCCAGGAGCAAGACGGGGUCUUUCACCGACCACCAGGACAAGGUGGACGAAGACAAGCUGUCCGCGGCGUUCGAGUGGACAUCAAGCACCUACAUGACCAUGUAUCAGGAGGUUUACUCGGAGUGUGUUUGUUGGUAUUGUGAGACCAUCCGAGCCUGGCGCGUCUCGGCAUUUAGCGCUGCCUUCAAUGCAUCGAAACCAGAAAAGAUCUCUCAAGCCUGGUAUGACUCUGGUGCAGCAUACGCCAACCCACCAUCCACAUCUGCGCACAUCUCUACGCACGCCGCCGUCAAAGUGAACGAGACAGAGGCCCGGAGAAAGGUGACACGGCAUAUGCGGGCACUUUAUAGGUCCAGGUUGGAGCAGAACUACGCCAAGGCCGUCAAACGCGCCAACAAGAAGGGUCGCGAUCUCGGGCCCCGGGAGAGGAAAUACCGACAUUGGGGCUAUAAUCAUGUCCUCGAGGGUCCUUGGUCCCACCCUCAUUACCUGGAAGCAGCGAUGUACGCAACAGACCCGACGCGGGUCAAUGCAGGGGACGGUGUACCCGGCGGCUGCGUUGCAGCCACAUGUGGAGGGUCGGCAGGUUGUGGCUCCGGGACCUUGUCCAUGUGUGGCACAUCCGGACCAAGCUCAUGA